GUACCAUGCUCAGUGUAAUUAUACAUAGGUAAUCACCGUUACAUAAUUAGACAUGUCUCCUCUAGUCCUCCUACGGCCAGGCUCAAUAGAGUGGGGACGGUAAAAGGCCCACAAAAAAGCUGAAGCAUUACCUUUAGUUAAAAGACGCUAUGGAUUGAAGCCACCCCGCAUCUCACGCGCACGGCGGGCAGCGCAUGCCAACACGUGGCGUAGGCUCGGACCCGAAUAGUUCAUUCAAUCCAGCAGCAGAACAAUCGAGUUGCGUCCGCCCCUUGCCCCCUCCCUCUCCGUCUCCGAUUCUGGAUCUGCCCAUGCCGUAACCCGCAGGCUCCCGGCAUCUCGUUCUCGCCUCCAAAAUUCACCUUCGCCGAUUGCCGCCGUGGGCCGCCGCGACGGCGUUGCGGACGCCUCGUACCACCUCCGUCGCAUUCUCCGCUGACUCCCCCCUCGGUGGCGUCCCACUGCGCUCCUCAACAGCCUGCUCCAUUCCCACGCCACCUCCUCUCGCUCCGCUGCGACCACCGAGGACCACCAGAGCGGGACGCCGCGGAACUCGUCGGCCACGUCCUGGCCGUCGCGCAUGCUGACGACGAGGCCGUUGCCCUCCCGGGCACCCUCGACGCGGAGCUCGCGCGCGUCCUGCGAGCGCACGGCGCCGCUCAGGUACGCCUUCACCUCCUCGUAGGUGCUGUCGUUGUCGGAGACGGGGCCGUAGCGUGAGUAGCGCACCUCGCCGCCGGGCUCCGAGAUGUCGAUGGUCACGUAGGGGUCCACGACGUUGAGUAGGCGGCGGGCGCGCCGGCGGAGGAACAGGUUGAGGUAGGUCCAGAACAGAGGACAGGGAGGGACCUAAAAAUCAAGCCCAAAGGCCCAAAGCCCGAAGUUUCUUUUCUUCCCCGCAAAGAAAGAAGGCAAGAGUUCUCGGCUUCUCGCAAGUCGCGACAGAGAAAGAGGCGGAGUUGCGGAGAAGAUGCAGAGCAGCAGCAUGAAGAGGGAGAUCAGCGAGGCCCACAACACCAUUCGCUUCGGCAUCAACGCUGGCGUCAAAGCGGACCUUGCCCCGCCGCACCCGCUCCAGUCUACCAUCCAAUCGGUAAGGAUUCGUCGCUCUCCUUCGUUUCGUGGUUCACGCGUGGUGUCGCAUCGGGCGGCUCGACGAGGCGGACAAAGCCGGUGGCCAGUGCGUCCACCACCUAGGGGCGCGACCGACUCGUCUUCCCCACCGGUCUGGUGCUCCAUGGAGGUGGCUGUCUCCAUUGGUACCACGCAGGGCCAGGCUUGUUCCACUGGCUGCAGCGUGGACAAUGACGUGAAGCCGAAGCUCUAGACGGCGAUCAAAGCAGAGGAGGAACACCAGCUGAGACUACUCUACACCCGAGUGUCACAGUGGUGGCCCAUGAAUACGCAGGCUGGAGCUGCGAUCUCGUCGCAGACCAUGGGUGCAAUGGGUGCAGAGACAUGAUACAAGUGCAGACUUAGGUGGAUGGUUCUAAAUGUUCACGGCAAAAAAAUGUGUGGCGCAUGGGUUUCUAUCCUGAGGGUGCGCAGAUCGGUCGCCAUUAGAAAGAUGCAGCUUCAACUACUUUGGACCAGGUGCAAACUCAUGGCAGUUCUGAUAGGGCACCCUACACAAAUCUGGAGUUUGAACACACGACAGGUGAUAUGCUUAUCUUUUGUGGAUGGACUGUUCGCUUGGCUUUUGCUGAUUGAAUUGGAGCUGCACUUGUAGUUUGGUAAUGUUUAUAUACAUAACUAUGCGGAUUGCGUUAGCUAGAAUAUGUCUUCCAGUACCAGGGUGAGUGGGUGACAAUGGGCUCUAAAUUUUACACUAAAAUUUAAGAAUCCGAUCGGGUUAUGAUCAGGUUAUAUUUAUAUUUAUUAUUGAACUAAAAUUAAUUUAGGGCUCUAACAAAUUGUGGAGAAACAUUUUGAAUCGUGAUCCAUUAUCACCCCUACCAGUACCACAUACAUACCUCCCGUUGUGGUGUUUAACCCUACGUGCAGACCUUGUCACCUUAUUUUGGAUCGAUUCCCUGUUGUAUGUGGCUUGUGCUAAAACAAGAAACACUUGCAACUUUACUAGAAAUUAUGGUCAGACUCUCUUUCUCUGUGUUCGUUUGAUUGUUGCUCUGGCUGUCUCCUGCUAACCAAUUUUGUGGGAAAUUCAACCUUUGAAGCAUCAAUGUGGUGAAUAAUUUCUCAAACCCUCAGUAUGUUUUCCCUAAUGCUGGAUAAGGCGCUCUCAAAAAGGUCAGUUCCUAUUUGAUGGUGCAUUCAUUAUUUGGUUGUGCAUGGUUAAUGGUGCCAUCUUUCUUGUAUGAAUGCCUGGGACUCGGCCACGACCUCUGGGUGCACCUCUUCACCACCAGCGAGGCUGUGGUCAGCGCCUUCGCCUCCAUGACGCCGAUGCUCAUCGGCUCCGUCGUGCUGGACUCCACGCAGGGGGUACUCUGCGGCGUCGCCAGGGGCUGCAGGUGGCAGCACCUGGCGGCGUGGACCAACCUGGUGGCCUUCUAUGUCAUCGGCUUGCCGCUCGCCAUCCUUUUCGGAUUCACGCUCGCCUUCCAAACCAAGGGGCUGUGGAUGGGGCAGAUAUGCAGCCUCCUCUGCCAGAACUACGUCCUCUUUUUUAUCACCCUGUGAACCAACUGGCAGGAGUUAGACCUGACCAUGUUCAACAAGGACAACGAUUUUGUGUGCUAGGAAUCUAGAAAGAGUUUUUAUUUUCUUUUUUGCCAUGUGCUGUUGCUGAAACAUUGAACCAUCAGCAUCAGGCUUCGACAGAGCUGUCUGGUGUUUGCUCAUCAAUUCAUCAUCAGUGUAAUACUACAGAUUAUAACAUUUGGAAUCUCGAAGAUAGGAAUUAAAAAUGUUCUGAUACGCCAAUAUAGCUGACGCUUUGUUGAACCAAUUGUGGUAUAAGAGGACAUGACAAGCCCAAAUUGGUGGGGAUCCGUUAGAACCAAUUGUGGAAACAGCCCAGCAGGCAGCAGAAACGCCUAGAAAACAUUCCAAGGCCCCAGUCCACCGUUGUUUUGCUCGUACUAAGCCUGGACGGAUCACAAAAGGCAAAUCCGGACGCUUUGGCCACCAUCAUAUCUGCACAGCGAAAAGGGAGCGAAAUGAGACAGUCGGCAUCGCCGUCUUUGGAGGGUGAUGGAGUGUGGAGCGCCGAAAUCAGAGAUGAUUUCCCGGUGCAGCUGCUAUGUUAAUCCCAUGCCUAAGACGAUCUUCAGGGGAGCGUGUAUAUAAGUGUGUAAAAAUACUAUUUUAUAUUAUAGGUUGUAUUGUUUAUUGUGUGGAGUUUGAAAUAGAGAUUGAGAUAAACAAUAGAUACGGAGAGAUACCUAACAUUAGUCGCUACAGUGAAAGAUGGACGGGCCGGAGCUGGGAGGGACUGGGAGCUUCCGCCACCGUCGGUCCGUGGCUACUCGGCGCUAGCUCCGGCGGCAACCCAAGCAAAGUAUAUGUUAUAGUGAAGUCGUAAGAUACCGAUCCCUGAUGAUUCCCGCACGUAAUGAACUUGAAAGAAGAAACCGGAAGAAUGAUCGUUAUUCCAAAUAGAAGGAUUAAAUUAGUCUCAUUUAGUCCUUAUUUUUUACCAAACAGAAGGAUUAAAUUAGACACUAGUUCUUCACAUGGGUGCUAAAAGGGACUAAAGGACAACAUUUACUCCAAUUGCCUUUCUCUAGAAAAUUGACGUCAUACAUAGGAAACAAGAAAAUGAGUAUUUCGGUCUUAUGUGUUGCAUUUAAUAUAUUUUGAAUUUGUUUAGCCAUUAUAACUAAACAGGAUAGGGACUAAAGUUUAGUUCUAUGACUAAUGAAACCAGACCUUAACAUUACUAUAAAACUCAAAGGAGGACACUUGACGGCUGGACCAUAAAACCUGCCAUCCUCAACAUCUAAUUAUCUCGGCUACAAUCAGAAUUUUACAUGGCAAGGUGUGUUUUUUUUUUUAUUUAUUCCAGCAUCUUUGUAGGGCAACGUGCUUUUUUUCCAGCUAACUUGCAAAAUUCUGGCAGCAGGCCAUUUUCUCAUCGACGCAGACACCAACUUUGCGAAAUCUAGAAAAAACAAACACACAACCUCGUACGGGGGAGCUCUGCAGAUAUUGAACGGCAAAGCCAAACAUUCUCCGCAAUCCCGAUGCCCUCGAACUGAUCUGAUGCGCGAUCAUGGAUGCAGCCCGACAUGAAGAAUUCUUUCACCUGCAAAGUAAAACAGCUAGCUUUCCUCCUCCGGAGCUGCGCUAGAUAGAUCUUCACGCACCCCCCCUCCCGCUCUCCUGAUCCACCAGCGAGCGCGCCUUUCGCUUUGCCCAGCCGUGCAUUUCUUUGCCAUAUGUUAACGGCUCGAAUCCUCCCCUCCCAAGUUUCCUCUUAUUCCUUGUCGCUCGCUCUCUCUCUCUUUCUCUCUCCCCCCCUGCCGCGGAAGGAACCUGUGAUUCGACGUGCUGGCGUCGUCACGUUUAUAUAUAUACGCCAUGGACGAAGAGAAAGCACGGCCCUACUUUACACCUCUUCUUCGUGCGGUAGCUGUCCACACCGCAUCGCACGCUGCUGGGGUUUCGCUUGCAUUGGGUUCUUGUGGAGACGAAAUGGGUCAGAGGCUGCUCGACCGCUUGGCGGGCUUCCUUCUUGUCGUCGUCGUCGUCGUUGUCCUCUAUGGCGCACCUUCCAUGUGGUCACAAUAGGAACAGAGCAGCGGAUAGCAGAGGCGGCGGAUGGAGCGAACCCGCACAGGCUGCUGGCCACCGUCUCGGUGUCCAAGCCGUCGUACCCCACGGUUGUCACCACGCCGAUGUCAGCCUACGGCGCCGACCCGGCCUCCAAGCCGUCCUACUCCACGUUCCCGUCGCUGGCGACCGGGAACGGCGGUGCCGGUGCCGGUGCCGGUGCAGGCGGUGGUGGUGCAGCUGCAGGCAGUGGCGGGGGCGGCGGGACGUGGUGCGUGGCCAGCCAGAGCGCCAGCCCGACCGCGCUGCAGGUCGCGCUGGACUACGCCUGCGGCUACGGCGCGGACUGCUCCGCGAUCCAGCAGGGCGGGAGCUGCUUCAACCCGGACACCGUCCACGACCACGCGUCCUACGCCUUCAACAGCUACUACCAGAAGAACCCCGCCCCGACCAGCUGCGACUUCGGCGGCACGGCCACCAUCACCAACACCGAUCCCAGUAAGCAAGCUCACCGCCAUGACCGCAUUUCUUGGCGAAGUAUUUUAUCAGUAGACAACCUCUUACUACAAAUAUUUGUGUAUCUCACCCUCUCAAGAAUUUCCUUCCGGCUUGCAGGUUCAGGGUCGUGCCAGUACCCAUCAUCAAGGUACGCGCUCGUUCUGCGUCCACGCGAAUCCAACUCAUCCAAGCAAAGAACAAAAACAAAACCUGACUGCUAUUCGAAACGGUGGCUAAAAAUUUGUUAUCUUGUGGAAUGGCAGCGGCGGCGGCGGCGCUCAGAACAUGGUGCCCCCGCCAUCCCCGACGACGACCAUGCCGCCGACAGUCCCCAGUACCGUCCCGAUGACCCCGACGCCGACGGCGCCGGACACCGGUACCCCGGUCUACGGGCUGUCCCCGCCCGACUACAGCGGCUCAACUUCCCCUCCCGGCUACGGAUCGACGUCUCCCCCGGACUACAACGACGUCAGCGCCGCCGCCGCGAGGGUGAGGCAGCAGGGCGGCGCGGCGCUGGCGCUGACGCUUCUGUGCGUCGUCGUCGCGACAGUGUCGCUGCGCGUCUCCAAAUGAGAGCGCGCGGAGCUAGGUGGAGAUUAUACAGGGCGGUCUCAGGCGAGACGUACGUUACGUGGCGCGCCCCGUACGUGGUGGCUGGCUGAAAGACGCAGAGGUCCGUCGUCGCCGUGGACCGACGGUGGUGUGGUGCCCGGCCAGCCGGGGGGAGCUUCCGAGCAGAGUCGCAAGUCUGCUUACUGUUGUAUAAGAAAUGUGACGAGCUUCCUAGCAACGCCUAUAAUAUAGGCCAUUCCACUGUUGUACUUAGGAGUAUGUCAGAAAAUUCUUUUCUUUGCUCUCUCCGUUUGCUCAUGCUGAAUAAUAUAGUUAUGAUAAAGUAAGGAGCGAACAAUUAAGCUUUGAAGUAGCUGUAGCUUGCGAUUUUGUUACUAGGAUUUAAUCUCCGUUUUAGGGAGAAUCGGAAAUUAAAGGGUGUUUGAUUUAAG
Molecule: messenger RNA, 6179 nt
Organism: Zea mays
Lineage: Eukaryota; Viridiplantae; Streptophyta; Magnoliopsida; Poales; Poaceae
Exons: 5
Coding region: 4344-5837 (497 amino acids)
Source: RefSeq, a predicted model, not a curated record